UAAGCCAAAGGUCAUAAGCAAGAAUUCCUAACUUAUGGCUUUUGGCUUAUUAGUCAAAAGCCAUAAGCCAAUCCAAACGGGCUCUUGUGAUAAAUACACUGUCUUGAUUUGCUAAGCUGGACAAGUAAAAGCGUACAUGUAUUUUUAGUAUAGUGGACAAGUAAAAAUGAACGGUGAGAGUAAAUUGUAUUAAAAAAUCACUACCAGAUUUGUGUAUAUUUUCAGGAGACGAAGAAGAAGCAAAAAAGCAAGUUAGAUAAAGUGUUGGAGAAAGCAGUAAUGGGAGACAAAACAGUGAUAAUAACAGCUCUAAAUGCAGGGACAGAGCCAAACUCCAUAUUUGAUAUUUUCUUGAAAAGCUUUAGAGUUGGAAACCAAACAAAACCACUUUUGAAACAUGUAUUAGUUGCAGCUUUGGACCAAACUGCAUAUACGCGUUGUUUGAAGAAACAACUUCAUUGCUAUGCACUCACUACAAAAGGUGUUGAUUUCUCUGGUGAGGCUCUUUAUAUGAGUGAGGAUUAUUUCAAGAUUACAUGGAGGAAAAUUUAUUUUCAGCGUAUUGUUCUUGAGAUGGGAUAUAACUUCAUUUUCACGGAUGCUGAUAUAUUGUGGUUUCGACAACCAUUUGCACAUUUUUAUCCAGACGCCGAUCUCCAAAUUUCUUGUGACCAUUACUCGUACAGCUAUAUGGACUUGAACAAUUCUCCAAAUUUCGAUUUUAACUAUGUCAAAUCAAAUCAACGUACCAUCAAAUUUUAUAAAUUUUGGUACAAUGCAAGAAAGGCUCAUCCAGGAAAACACGAUCAGGACGUGCUUAACAUGAUUAAAUUCAACCCAUUCAUCAAAGAUAUUGGAUUGAAAAUAAGGUUUUUGGACACAGCUCUAUUUGGGGGAUUUUGUGAGCCUAGUAAAGAUCUCAAUCUUGUUUGCACAAUGCAUGCAAAUUGUUGUAUAGGAGUAUGGCCUAAAGUGCAUGACCUAACUAUGGCGCUUGAUGAUUGCGAAAAGUAUAUGGCUUUACCUGGUGAUGAAAGGAUGUUAAAGCCACAAACUUGGACUGUCCCAAGAAUACGUAGUUCAAUGAUUUUUAAUUAAAAGAACAAUCUUCUUUCUACUAU
Molecule: messenger RNA, 1121 nt
Organism: Lycium barbarum (goji berry)
Lineage: Eukaryota; Viridiplantae; Streptophyta; Magnoliopsida; Solanales; Solanaceae
Exons: 2
Coding region: 280-1098 (272 amino acids)
Source: RefSeq, a predicted model, not a curated record